Molecule: messenger RNA, 2834 nt
Organism: Dromiciops gliroides (monito del monte)
Lineage: Eukaryota; Metazoa; Chordata; Mammalia; Microbiotheria; Microbiotheriidae
Gene: HJV
Product: hemojuvelin BMP co-receptor
Exons: 4
Coding region: 277-1554 (425 amino acids)
Biological process (GO): BMP signaling pathway
Cellular component (GO): plasma membrane
Molecular function (GO): coreceptor activity
Source: RefSeq, a predicted model, not a curated record
UCUAGCUCCUUGGCCUCAGACAGAUUGUAGCUAGGGCUCAGUACUGGAGUUGAGAGAAAAGGGACAUGGAAAAGGAGACAUGGGACCCUUGGAUAAAGCUGACAGACAGUAGACAACACUGGAUAUCAGACUGACACUUGACCUCUAGACACAGCGAUUUUGGCUCCUCUCAUCUCAACCCCCGACCAGAUUUCUCUUUGAACGAGCUCCUUUCCUGGGGCUCCAGACAGCAGUCGGAAGGGACCUGGGGACCAGGGGGGACCUGGCUGGAUAGGAAUGAGGGAACCAAGCCAUUCCCCAACUCCCUGGUCCCCCCGUGGCAGCUCACUAAGCACCCUCACUCUUCUGCUGCUCUUCUGUGGACAUGCUCACUCUCAAUGCAAAAUCCUCCGCUGCAACGCUGAGUAUGUAUCAUCCACGUUGAACCUACGAAGUGGAGGAUCUUCUGGAGGGAACCGGGGUAGUGGAGUCCGGGGCCCAGGGACGAACUCUGGUGGCCUAUGUCGUGCCUUGCGCUCCUAUGCGCUCUGCACGCGUCGUACUGCGCGUACCUGCCGAGGGGACUUGGCCUUCCAUUCUGCUGUCCACGGGAUUGAAGAUUUGAUGAUCCAACACAACUGCUCCCGCCAGGGUCCCACGGCCCCACCCCCUCCGCAAGGUCCCGCCUCGCCUGGCGCUGGCCCCGCCCUUUCUUCAGGCCCUCCUGCUCCGGAUCCCUGUGACUAUGAAGGCCGGUUUUCUAGGCUACAUGGUCGUCCCCCGGGCUUCCUGCACUGUGCCGCCUUCGGGGAUCCACACGUACGCAGCUUCCACCACCACUUCCACACGUGCCGUGUCCAAGGCUCCUGGCCUCUUUUGGACAACGACUUCCUUUUCGUCCAGGCUACUAGCUACCCGGUGGCCACGGGAGCCAACGCCACUGCCACGGGGAAGCUCACCAUUAUAUUCAAGAACAUGCAGGAAUGCAUUGACCAAAAAGUCUACCAGGCUGAAGUAAACAAUCUCCCAGCAGCUUUUGAAGAUGGAUCAGUCAAUGGUGGUGACCGCCCUGGAGGUUCAAGUUUAACCAUCAGAGCUGAAGAACCCGGGAGCCACGUGGAGAUUCGAGCUGCCUACAUCGGCACAACCAUCAUUAUUCGGCAAGCAGCUGGUCAGCUCUCCUUCUCCAUCCGGGCAGCGGAAGAAGUGGCAAGAGCAUUCUCAGCUGAGCAAGAUCUACAGCUCUGUGUAGGGGGAUGUCCCCCAAGCCAGCGACUCUCCCGAUUAGAGCGACAACGGAGAGGGGCUCUGACCUUUGAUACUGCUAGGCAGUUGUGCAAAGAAGGACUACCAGUUGAAGAUGCUUAUUUCCAUUCAUGUGUAUUUGAUGUUCUGACCUCUGGUGACCCCAACUUCACUCUGGCUGCUCAAGCUGCCCUAGAGGAUGCUCGGGCUUUUUUGCCAGACCUGGAGAAGUUGCAUCUCUUUCCUCCUGAUACUGGAGUUCCCCUGAGGCUUACAGUUCUCCUGACCCCAGUCCUUACUGGGAUCCUUGUUUUCUGGUGUUCCAUCUAAUGAACACUUCCACAACCACUUUAGUAACCUAAAUAAUGCUUUAAUGGCUUUCCUUUGACCCACCUAAGGGAACAAUUUGGUAGGAACAACAUGGGGAGGCGGCAGAGUACUUGAGGAAAGGAAGAAGACAGGGGAUGGUCUCAAAGUCUGAGAAUAGCCUGAUAUUUCCCUAGAUGUAUAAAAAUGGGCUAAAAUCAAGGGUCAGAGUGACCACAGGAUAGGGAAAUGGGUGUGGAGAUGGUAGUAGGACUAGAGUCUCCAUUGCCUACACCUCUCCAGGGAAGCCCUUAAUGAGCUUCCUAGUCUUUAUGGUGAGCAAAUUCUCCUACUAUUCCCUCUAGAGUCAUGAAAGGUAUGAGGUCAUGAUUUCUGAAUAAAAAUAAUUCAAGAGGUAUACAAGUUCAUUAUCUCCCUCCCCCCCCCAAAAAAGGGUAAUUUGGUACUAUGGUACAUACAUCAUUUCAUUGGUAUAGCCACUUCCGAUAUCAGUGCAGAUCAAAACCCUCCAUGCCUUUGCAUCCAGUUCAGUACUACAUUUACCCCAAAAUCUACCCUAUUAGAUUUAUCCAACACACUGGCCUUCCUCUUGAGCUUUUAGUAUCACAGGGAUGCCAAUAGACUACUAAGAUUAUCAGUGCUUCAUUCUCAAUACAUGACACCACAUUUUCUAGUAAUAUAUGUCCUCAAUGUUAUUUUUACAUGACUUAAAAAAAAAAAACAUUCUGAAGCAUAAGGAUUUGGAGUGGGGCGGGGGAACCAGACAGGAGUUCAGUACCUGGCUUUGCUUCCUCCUGGCUCUGUGGCCCUAUUAUGUAAGCUGCAAAUUCUUUAGGUGACAGUUUCCCUAUCGAUAAAAUAGAAAUAAUACCACUUAGUAAACUGUGAAAUAGUAUUCAAAAGGGAGCUUGCAUUACUUAGACCCACCAUGUGUCUUUUCAUUACCCUUCAGGUUAUUCCUAAAUUUAAUUCUUCUGAGAUCAUGAUCUUUCAUGAUUAGAAACCAUAUUAGCAUCUCAACAAGAAUGAAUACUGUUGUUUUAAAAGAUAGACUUUUAAAAUACAGAGCACUUUGGGAUCACUGAAAUCACUGCACAACCCACAAAAUGGAAAAUAGAGACAAUGCUUUUCAAUUAUGAUUUUCCUUUUCAGUACAAGUAUUAUUUGUCAGGAAAAAGGCUAUAAGCUCCUUGAAUUCAGGAACCAUUUCCCUUUUUGUCUUUGUGUCCUCAGUGCCUAGCCUAAAUUACAGGUUUAAUAAAUGUUUAUUGAAUUGAAUUGAA